Molecule: messenger RNA, 1086 nt
Organism: [Torrubiella] hemipterigena
Lineage: Eukaryota; Fungi; Ascomycota; Sordariomycetes; Hypocreales; Clavicipitaceae
Source: the annotation of a GenBank genome assembly
AUGGCAAUGUACAGCGCCAUGCCCUCGUUUGACGAGGACACGGGGUCGUUUGAGGGCAUCGAUGCCCCGGCUACCCCGGCCACGCACAAUGCCUCCAACACGGGCAUCGACAUCGACGCCUGGACAAUAGCCGCACUCCAGUCGCUCAAUGUGUCCCCCAUGGGCCGAGGCAUCGGCUCGCCGCUAGCCAUCCCGCUCGACGAGGCAAUGGCACGCAAGCGCGACAGAGAUACAACACCCAAGGCUGUCAAGUUUGACGGCCGAUCUGCUUCGCCGCCAUCCCCGCCCCAACGGCCCCGAUCUAGUCGCGAUAGUCUCGCUAAGAGAGAGGCGCUGCUCAAGGGCAAAGAGGGCAGCAGACAGCGCCGGCGCUGGGAUAACGACCACCUCGUUGGCGUCCCCAACGCUCAGCCGCCACAACCUACAGACUGGCAUGUCCAGCCAACACACCCCGUCCGUCGCAUGCCGUACCAGGUCGCACAGUACUGGGAGCGCGGAGUCCGCCAACAAGUCCAGGACAAGACGUCGCGACUACAAGCCACACGCAAGAAGCAGCAGUUGCAGUCUGGCAGCGCCACUGGCCUCGGUGUAGGCGAAGUCCCGCGCGAUCUUAGAGAGUACGCCAAGCGCUCACCACUGGUUAAGAACUGGGUGCGAACGUUGGAAGAGCCAGUUCGGGACUUUUUGCACGGCGAGGGCUCGAGGGCCGCGGAGAAGGAGAGACAAGAGGUUGCGGCUGCAGAGGAGGAGCUGGACUCUGACGAGGAGGAGAUUGUCUUUGCAGGCCGUCAGGGCGCUUUGAAGGAACUGCAGGAGAAGAAGGAUCGCUGGCGACUAGCGCAUCGCGAGAUUGCCCAGCAGACAGUUGAUUCUGGCAUGGUGUUUGAUUCGUUUGGCGACGAUGAAAGCGCUGCUUACAAGCGCUGGUUGACGCAUUCGAUAUCAGACUACUACGGACUCGAGUCUCGGUCGGUCACUAUUGCAAAUACGUCCCGCAAGGUGGUCUAUGUUGGCUUCAAGAAGGCGAAGCAUGCGCCUAUGCCGCAUUUGAAGGCGCUGCCUAGACCGUUGUGGGAGGCGUGCUGA